This is a messenger RNA of Rhagoletis zephyria (snowberry fruit fly), 512 nucleotides long. RefSeq lists its product as uncharacterized. The record is from RefSeq and is a predicted model, not a curated record. Lineage: Eukaryota; Metazoa; Arthropoda; Insecta; Diptera; Tephritidae.
AUGUCUCCAUUAGUUACAUUUGAGGCCUUCGAAGCAUUUGAAGAAAGUAUCAAAGAAGAGCAGUCCUUUAAAAAUUUGGUCAUGGAAUUAGUCGCCAAUUCUGAAAAAACGUAUGAUAAAUUUAUCAGGAGCUCAUGGCGCCUAUUGAUAUCGGAUGACGUAGCAAGACAAUGUUCUUGGCGUGGAACAGAUACGAAAAAGUGUGUUAGAGGCCUUCGAAUCACAUUGGCAAUACGUAAUGCAUUCAAGCAAAAGUUCGCACUUGAAGACAGUGACUUUGACCGCGUUACACAGAAGUUUUUUCAAUACGCGCAGGAAAGACUGGCAAGAUUAGAAAAAUGUAAUUCAAAAAUACCUAAAAUAUAAUGUUCUUGGUGAAUUAGUUAUUAACAUAUUGAUGGUCCUGUGGAUUAACGACACAAUUCAAAAUUCAAAAAAUAAAAACCCUUACUAAUGUUAAGUGACUCAUGUCUCUAAUCCUUGUCGGAUCUAUGUAUAAUCUUUAGUAAUUA